Molecule: messenger RNA, 2280 nt
Organism: Trametes versicolor FP-101664 SS1
Lineage: Eukaryota; Fungi; Basidiomycota; Agaricomycetes; Polyporales; Polyporaceae
Product: cytochrome P450
Exons: 14
Coding region: 48-1880 (610 amino acids)
Molecular function (GO): monooxygenase activity; heme binding; iron ion binding
Source: RefSeq, a predicted model, not a curated record
CCCACAGCAACGGCGAAGAGUGCCCCUGCUGCGGAUCUACCAGAGCAAUGAUGUCUCUUCCCCCGGGCUUGCGCUACACGCUGCGCCAGCUCCCAAACAUUCUCAUACCUCCCGCGAUCGUAUACGCGUCCUCGUACAUCGCGCGGGAGUACUUCCAGCUCAUCCCACCCACCUGGCUCCUUGUGCUCUUGACUCUCUUCUCGUGGCCGAUCGCGUUCACCGCGCUCGUGCAAUACCACGACUACGCCAACCGGCUCCGCGCGCGCACGCUCGGGGCAGUCAUCCCGCGCGAAAUCUCUCACAAGUGGCCAGGGAGCAUUGACGUGCUCAAGAGAAUCUUCGCUCUGGACAAUGUACGCUACUUGGGACACUCGUUAUUCGAAUGGAGAGAGGAGUAUGGCAACAUAUUCAACUUCAGGGUCAUGUUCGAGGACAGGAUCUUCACUACUGAGCCGGAUUACAUCAAAAUGAUACUCGCGACCGAGUUCAACCAUUACGAGAAAGGUCCGUUGCUGUGGGAGCAGUUGAACACACUAUUGGGUUAUGGCGUGUUCAACUCUGAUGGAGAAAUGUGGAAAUUCCACCGGACCAUGACACGUCCCUUCUUCAGCAGAGACCGCAUCACGGAAUUCGACAUCUUCGACCGACACGCCGAACAUGCGCUGAACAAAGUUACCGCGCGCACGCGCGAGGGCAUUCCAGUCGACUGGCAAGACGUCGUAUCGCGCUUCACGAUGGACUCCGCCACAGAGUUCCUCUUCGGCAAAGACGUGCGCUCGCUCGACGCGCCCCUGCCCUAUCCCUCUACCUACGCCGCACCGACUCCCUUCUCUGCUGCUGGUACAGACGCGCCCUCUCACGCGGGGGCGGUCGCAUCUGUGCAUCCCGCUGAUCGUUUCGUGCGCGCGUUCCAGAGUGCGCUGGAGGCGACCGCUACUCGCGGGCGGUUCUUGCAGUCGUGGCCGCUGUUUGAGUUCUGGGGCGACAAGGUGAAGCAGCACCUGACGGCUGUCGAUGAGUUCAUCGAUCCCAUCGUGGAGGAUGCGUUGAGGAAGAAGUCCGAAAAGGCGAACGCCGGUGUCGAGGAUGACAGAGAGCGGAAAGAACAAGUCAGGGACGAUGAAACUCUCUUGCAGCAUCUGGUCAAGUUCACAGACGAUCACAAAGUGAUCAAAGACGAAACACUGAACAUUCUGCUCGCGGGUCGGGACACGACAUCUUGCACGUUGACUUUCGCAGUAUACGCCCUAGCGGAGCACCCGGAGGUACUAAAACGGCUUCGUGCCGAAGUGCUAUCUGUCGUCGGCCCUUCGCAGAGGCCGACGUAUGACAAUGUUCGCGAGAUGAAGUACAUGCGGGCGUUCACCAAUGAGGUUUUGCGUUUGUGGCCGCCUGUCCCGGUGAACUCGAGAUGCUCGAUCCGCCCCAUGACGUGGAAGAGCAAGAUCGCGGGCGAGCCAGAUAUCUACAUCCCGCCACGCACGCGCUGCCUGUACUCCGUCCUGCUCAUGCACCGCAGGAAGGACCUCUGGGGCCCCGACGCCCUGAUGUUCGACCCGGACCGCUUCCUCGACGAGCGCGUGCAGAAAUACCUCCUCCCGAACCCGUUCAUCUUCCUCCCCUUCAACGCGGGCCCGCGCAUCUGUCUCGGACAGCAGUUUGCGUACAACGAGAUCUCAUUCAUGCUCACCCGCCUCCUGCAGCGCUUCUCAGGUAUCGCGCUGCGACAGGACGCCCACCCGGCCGCGGCGCCGCCCCCGGGGGUGGAGCGGAGCCCGUAUGCGGUCGACGGGCGCGAACGCGUGUGGAUGCGGAGCCAUUUGACGACGUAUGCGAAGAACGGGCUGUGGGUAGAGAUGGAAGAGGCAAGCCAGGAAUAAGGCAUUUGGGCAGCGCGGUAGAGUGUCAUGUAUUUGUAUCGAUACGAGGUACGAUGAUGAGGUUUUAGCGUUGGCUACGAGCCCGUUUGGGAUCGGCUAUAAAAUUGUUGACGUUCAUACAAGCGCAAUGUCCUCCCGAGGAUACUCUCCGCCCAUGAGAUCUCGCCACAGCUCACGUACCGCCUCCGCCGGCUCUCCACCAACGUGGGACUUAUCCCAUAACAUGGAAGGAAGAGAGAAGAACCCAACUCUCCGAUAGUAGGUGACGUUCUCGUGCGCCGCCUCUUGACCCGGCGAGUCGUUCGAUCUAGCAAGAGCGACGAUGAUACCCUGUAUUCCGGGAAUCGCUUCAUCCUCGGGGCCCCAUCGCAUAUGCAUCCCGGCUUGCAGCGGAACAGCC